UGAAUAAUUUUUCAAACUUCUCAUCAGUAAGCUACAAUGCGAAAAAGAAGUAAUUUAAAUCUAUGGUUCCAUGCCUCAAACACUAACCUAAAAUGGCUGGAAGAAUAUAAGGUAUUCAAUUAAACAAAAAUUUGGUUAAUUAAGUAUUAAAUUCAGAAUGGAUCUUCAAGAAUUACUAAUGAGCACAUGUGAAAAUAACAAACCUGCAGCUAUCAAUUUGUGGGACUAUCAAACAACGAAUUCUGUAUUCCAAUAUAAAAGUGGAGGUCCUAUUAGUAAACACAUGGUGGCUCAAUUACAAAAUGAUUAUAUUGUUGGAGCCAACCGAGAAGAACCAAAGUUGUACCUAUGGCAGAUGAAUAGUCAUGAGCCAUUGAAAAAUUUUCGCCUGAUUUUACCAGAAGUUGCAUCUUGCUUGAGUGUAUGCCCUCAUGGAAUUUAUUUGGCUGUAGGGAUCAAGACUUACUUGUAUAUUUGGCAAUUAGCAUCUGGAAAACUUCUCACUAUACAGAGACGAAAUAUGCGUAAAAUAACAGUGGUGAAAUUUUCAGGAAAUGGCAGUUUGUUAAUAGUAGCAGAUGAAGGUGGCAUAUUAUCAACUUACAAAUUAGUGCGCUUAGUGAGCUUACAUAAAAAUGAUCUAUCACAUAGAGAAGUUGGCCAAACUGAACCUGUUUAUUCAAGAUCAGAUCAUACAGAGGCCAUUACAGAUAUACAUGUGGGAUGUUUUGCUUUACGUUCUAAAAUUGCUACUUGUUCUUUGGACCAAACUGUUAAAAUUUAUAACUUAUUGACUGGGAGUUUAAUACAAAACAUUAUUACAGAAAAUUCAGUAUAUUCUUUCAUUACUGAUUGCUCCUUUUUGAAUGCUUACAUAGGAUGUUCAAAUGGUGUUUUGCUAACUUGCAAUAUAACAGAUAACAAUUACCAAAUAAAUUCUGAAGAAAUCCAGACCAAGAAACUCUCAUUUCAACAGCACACCAAAGCAGUCAAGUGUUUAUGUUUAAAUCAAAGAGGAAAUAUUUUGGCGUCAGGGGGAGAUGAUGGAAUUAUUAUUCUUUGGAAUACCAAGAGUGCCUGUAAAGUGAUAACAUCUAUAAAAAUGAACUCUCCCAUAACUAACUUGAAAUUUAUUUUAAAUCAUCAGAAUAUUCUGUGCCAAAAUUUUCAAGUAGACACAGCCAUUAUGGAUUUAGAGAUGGAUUUCAAUUUGAGCCAUACUAAUUUUGGAAUAACAGUGUUAAGGAAUUCCCCUAUUGAAUGUUUCAAAAGGAAAAGAAACUCUGUUGAAAAGGAACUGGAAUUAGAGAGAUUAGAGAAGGAAAAUAUGAGUUUAAGGGCAAUGAAUCAGCAAAUGUACAAAUUUACACAGGAACUUUUAAAAAAUAAAAUUGAUAAAAACUAAA
Harmonia axyridis is the source of this 1406-nucleotide messenger RNA. RefSeq names its product WD repeat-containing protein 18. The transcript is spliced from 2 exons. Gene Ontology annotation, molecular function: protein binding. The record is from RefSeq and is a predicted model, not a curated record. Bases 158 to 1405 code for a protein of 415 amino acids. Lineage: Eukaryota; Metazoa; Arthropoda; Insecta; Coleoptera; Coccinellidae. Gene Ontology annotation, cellular component: nuclear pre-replicative complex. Gene Ontology annotation, biological process: DNA-templated DNA replication; rRNA processing.